AAUUAUGAUAAAUAUGCAAGAUGGCGACUCUUCGCUGUGUAUUUAUCAUCUUCCUUGCUUCAUCUUUGAUCUUACAGAUUUCGGGUGAGAAUAACGAAGGGUAUGGUGUUCUUCACGCGACUACAUCGGAAAACUCCGCCGAUUUUUGUGUUAUGUUUAAUCCUAACUGGGGAGAUCCUUGGCCUACAGAGCUCGCUAAAACGCCAAAAUACCCAACAGUAAAUGCUGACCCCUCAUUGCUGUGUGGUAAACCCAAGUCAUCCCAGGAGUACUUCAACAAGGCUGUCAUUGGAGAGAGGGGGAACUGUACUUUUUUUGAAAAGGGGAUAAAUGCCUUAAAUGGUGGGGCACUGGCUGCAAUCAUUAUCAACUACCAGAACAAAGUGUUUAUGCCAGCAGGAAAUGAAUCUGCUGGUGAAUAUGAACAGCUAACAAUACCCGUUGCUGUACUUGCCAAAGACAAUGGGCAAACUCUCAAGGGCCUUGGAAAAGAUGUAACAGUGCAGCUCUACCAGCCUCCUGGCCAACCUUUUGAUGCAAACAUCAUUGUGCUCUGGAUCUUGGCCGUCGGCACUGUUGCUAUUGGUGCAUAUUGGGCAGGGAUCUCAAACAAAAGAAUUUUUGCCGGACAAGUGCUCCAGCACAACGAAGGUGAAGGGGAGGAGGACAGCAGUGAUGGCAUGAUACAAGUCACCCCGCUCAUGGUUCUCAUCUUUGUGCUGCUCAUCUGUGGUCUUCUUCUCUUGCUGUUCUACUUCUAUAAGUAUCUGGUCUAUGUCAUCAUUGUUCUCUUUGCGCUGGCAUCAUGCAAUGGAUUGUUUGACUGUCUGAUGCCUUUGAUAUUAUGGCUCCCACUGGGCAGCUGCAAGAUACCAGCAAAUAAUUUGCCAUUGCUGAAGAAACAGCCAGAGGUCCGUCUUAUUGUACUGGCUUUGUUCUGUAUGGGAAUGUCAAUUUGGUGGGGGAUUGAGAGAAAUGCCAGCUAUGCCUGGGUUCUGCAAGAUAUUCUAGGGGUGUCAUUCUGCAUCAGCUUGAUCAGGAAUAUCCGCUUGCCUAGCCUUAAGGUGUGCACCAUCUUACUGGUGCUACUGCUUAUCUACGACAUAUUUUUUGUCUUUAUCACUCCUUUGUUCUCCGCCAGUGGCAAGAGUGUCAUGGUUGAGGUUGCUACAGGAGGUGACCACAAGGAGCAGUUGCCCAUGGUGCUGAAGAUCCCACGCCUGACCAAGUCUGUCCUGUCCGUGUGUGCCCGGCCAUACUCCCUCUUGGGUUUUGGCGACAUUCUUGUUCCAGGACUGUACAUUGGGUUCUGUCAUUCAUUUGAUACCAUAUCAAAGACACCAAGAAAGAUAUAUUUUGUUGCUACAACAAUAGCAUAUGGUGUGGGGCUACUUAUCACAUUUGGGGCCCUGUUCCUAAUGAAGACUGGCCAGCCAGCCCUGCUGUAUUUGGUGCCUUGCGUCUUGUUAACUGGGGUAGCCAUCGCAUUGUACCGAGGAGAGCUGAAAAAACUUUGGACUGGCAAAAUGGGGCAAGAAAGACAAUUGAGGCCACCUCCUUUAACAUCAGACAGUGAGGAAGAAAUUCUUGACAGAACUACUAGACCUAAAGCAGAAGCCUCACAUGAAACAGAAAGACUUCUGUCAAAGACUGGGGAAGAUGUCCAUCCAAAUUAAGUAGAGAAUAGGUGAAAAUGACAAUAUAGGAAUAAUUGUUAAUCAAAUGAUGAUUACUCUCAGAAAAGGCUGUACUUAGUAGUUAUUGUCAAUGGGAAAAAGGGAAAUGGGGGAGCCUUAUUUUUUAGAAAGAUUUGUUGUGUAUUUUCAGGUGCUCAGCAAUAACAAGAUAAAUGGUAUCACUCCUUUACAAUUUUUCUCAAACAGUUGCCAUUGAUGCUUUGAUCAUAGGCAUAGAUGCAUGUGCACUCAUUUGAAGAUGGGUCAAAUCUAUACCUUGGCACUAAAUCUAUCAUUUUUAGAGCACCUGAACUACUGUAUUCCUUACUGUGGAACCUGGUGUGGAAGGUGUACAGUAAAGGAACAAAAGAAAAAGGGUUUGUGAGUUUGAGAAGUGAUUUGAAACAAUAAUUUCCUGUACAUACAUAAGGUAGAUAAUGUGAUUAAUACACACAUCUAUAAUAUAUAAUUUUGCAUUAUGUAAUGGUAUUGGGUUCAGUUCUUUUCAAAGUAAUGUUAAGGUUUGAUAGUUUGUGUAAGGUUUUUGCAUGUUCAGCUGACAUUUGCAGGAAAUAGGGAUCAGAAAAAAAAUAAAUUUUUUAAAACACCUUACAAAUGCCCAUUUCAAAUUCAUUGUUAUUUAUUUUUGUUAAGUAGUGAAAAUUAUAACAUCUAUUCUAUAUAUCUACAUCUAAAUUAGUGCACAUCAGUGAUCGCAUGCUGGCCAUGCACUCGUCUAGGUGGGGUAUCUUUUGUUUACCCCUCAAUACAAGUAGUAGGGUAGAGUAUCCUUUAAAUAGACAACUAGUAUUGACUGGGAUCAAAGCAUUCACUAAAAUUUGAUUUUCAUUAAAAAGGAAACUACUACAAAAAAAGAGUACUGUCACAAAUUAUGAAAACUUACAAAUGUAUAGAAAAAAACCAUGUAAAUGAUGAUAAGGUGUGUUAAAGUUUCCGUGUUUAUAUAUAUUAGAAAUAUAUAUUAGAAAUCUGGUGCCCGAAAUAAAUAUUCAUUCAAAAACAA
Molecule: messenger RNA, 2700 nt
Organism: Nematostella vectensis (starlet sea anemone)
Lineage: Eukaryota; Metazoa; Cnidaria; Anthozoa; Actiniaria; Edwardsiidae
Product: signal peptide peptidase-like 2B
Exons: 12
Coding region: 21-1676 (551 amino acids)
Biological process (GO): membrane protein proteolysis
Cellular component (GO): lumenal side of endoplasmic reticulum membrane; lysosomal membrane; Golgi-associated vesicle membrane
Molecular function (GO): aspartic endopeptidase activity, intramembrane cleaving
Source: RefSeq, a predicted model, not a curated record